CGGAGCUGGAGCCGCCGCCGCCGCCGCGUCCCCACAGGUGAAGCCGGAGAGGGGCCGCCUCCUCAGCCACCACGAUGGUUGCCUUAUCGCUCAAAAUAAGCAUUGGCAACGUGGUGAAGACGAUGCAGUUCGAGCCCUCUACCAUGGUGUAUGACGCCUGCCGAAUCAUCCGGGAGCGGGUGCCGGAGGCGCAGAUGGGCCAGCCCAGUGAUUUCGGCCUCUUUCUGUCCGACGAGGACCCCAAGAAAGGCAUCUGGCUGGAAGCUGGGAAGGCGCUGGACUACUACAUGCUCCGCAAUGGGGACACCAUGGAGUACAAGAAGAAGCAGCGGCCCCUGAAGAUCCGCAUGCUGGACGGCACCGUCAAGACGGUCAUGGUGGAUGAUUCCAAGACGGUCACGGACAUCCUCAUGACCAUCUGUGCCAGAAUCGGCAUCACCAACUACGAUGAGUACUCUCUGGUGCGGGAGAUCGUGGAGGAGAAGAAGGAGGAGCAGACCGGCACCCUCAAGAAGGACAAGACGCUGCUGCGCGACGAGAAGAAGAUGGAGAAGCUCAAGCAGAAGCUGCACACGGACGAUGAGCUGAACUGGCUGGAUCACGGGCGCACGCUGCGGGAGCAGGGCAUUGACGACAGCGAGACGCUGCUCCUCAGGCGCAAGUUCUUCUAUUCGGACCAGAACGUGGAUUCGCGGGACCCCGUGCAGCUCAACCUCCUUUACGUCCAGGCCCGUGACGACAUCCUGAACGGCUCCCACCCCGUCUCCUUCGACAAGGCCUGUGAGUUUGCCGGGUUCCAGUGUCAGAUCCAGUUUGGUUCCCACAAUGAACAGAAGCACAAGCCGGGAUUCUUGGACCUGAAGGACUUUCUGCCCAAGGAAUACAUCAAACAGAAGGGUGAACGCAAGAUUUUCAUGGCCCACAAGAACUGCGGCAGCAUGAGUGAGAUCGAGGCCAAGGUGCGCUACGUCAAGCUGGCCCGCUCCCUCAAGACGUACGGCGUCUCCUUCUUCCUGGUCAAGGAGAAGAUGAAAGGGAAGAACAAGCUGGUGCCACGGCUGCUGGGCAUCACCAAGGAGUGUGUGAUGCGCGUGGAUGAGAAGACCAAGGAGGUCAUUCAGGAGUGGAACCUCACCAACAUCAAGCGCUGGGCCGCCUCCCCCAAGAGCUUCACCCUGGACUUUGGGGAUUACCAGGAUGGCUACUACUCGGUGCAAACGACGGAAGGGGAGCAGAUUGCCCAGCUCAUUGCUGGCUACAUCGACAUCAUCCUGAAGAAGAAGAAGAGCAAAGACCACUUUGGCUUGGAGGGGGAUGAGGAAUCCACCAUGCUUGAGGACUCGGUUUCCCCCAAAAAGUCAACCGUCAUGCAGCAGCAGUUCAACCAGGUGAACAAGCCGGAGCAUGGCUCGGUGGCCCUUCCGGCCAUCAUACGGCCCGGUGCUGGGGGCCCUGAGAACUUCCAGAUGGGCACCAUGCCUCAGGCCCAGCAGCAGGUCACAAGUGGCCAGAUGCACCGUGGCCACAUGCCCCCCCUGACGUCGGCCCAGCAAGCCCUGACGGGCACCAUCAAUUCCAGCAUGCAGGCUGUGCACGCGGCCCACUCCAACCUGGACGACUUUGAGACACUGCCUCCUCUGGGGCAGGACGCGGCCUCCAAGGCCUGGCGCAAGAACAAGAUGGACGAGUCCAAGCACGAGAUUCACUCCCAAGUGGACGCCAUCACCGCCGGCACGGCCUCCGUGGUCAACCUGACAGCGGGCGACCCUGCCGAGACCGACUACACGGCUGUGGGCUGCGCCGUCACCACCAUCUCUUCCAACCUGACGGAGAUGUCAAAAGGUGUCAAACUGCUGGCGGCCCUCAUGGAGGACGAGGGCGGCAACGGGCGGCAGCUCCUGCAAGCGGCCAAGAACCUGGCCGGGGCCGUCUCGGAGCUGCUGAAGACGGCGCAGCCCUCAAGUGCGGAGCCACGGCAGAACCUCUUGCAAGCAGCAGGCGCAGUGGGGCAGACGAGCGGGGAGUUGCUGCAGCAGAUUGGGGAGAGCGACACUGACCCCCACUUCCAGAUUGUGGAGAGCCGGUGCCCCCGGACCCUGUCCGCUCCCGACCCCAAGACGGACAUGCUGAUGCAGUUGGCCAAAGCCGUGGCUAGCGCGGCAGCUGCCUUGGUCUUGAAGGCCAAGUACGUGGCCCAGAAGACGGAGGACUCUGUCCUGCAGACCCAGGUGAUCGCGGCCGCCACGCAGUGCGCCCUCUCCACCUCCCAGCUGGUGGCCUGCACCAAGGUGGUGGCUCCCACCAUCAGCUCACCCGUGUGCCAGGAGCAGCUGGUUGAGGCUGGCAAACUAGUGGCCAAGUCCGUGGAGAGCUGCGUGGAUGCCUCUCAGGCAGCCACGGGCGACGAGCAGCUGCUGAAGCAAGUGGGGGUGGCGGCCACGGCCGUGACCCAGGCCCUCAACGACCUGCUGGAACAUAUCAAGCAGCACGCGACCGGGGGGCAGCCCAUCGGGCGCUAUGACCAGGCGACCGACACCAUCCUCAACGUCACCGAGAACAUCUUCAGCUCCAUGGGGGAUGCUGGGGAAAUGGUGCGUCAGGCUCGGAUUCUGGCCCAGGCAACCUCCGACCUGGUGAACGCCAUCAAGGCUGAUGCUGAAGGGGAGACGGACCUCGAAAACUCACGCAAGCUGCUGAGCGCGGCCAAGAUUCUGGCGGACGCCACGGCCAAGAUGGUGGAGGCAGCCAAGGGGGCUGCAGCCCAUCCCGACAGCGAGGAGCAGCAGCAGCGCCUGCGGGAGGCGGCCGAGGGACUCCGGAUGGCCACCAAUGCCGCAGCCCAGAAUGCCAUCAAGAAGAAGCUCGUCCAUAGGCUGGAGCACGCAGCUAAGCAGGCGGCCGCCGCCGCUACCCAGACCAUCGCAGCCGCCCAGCACGCGGCCACGGCCAACAAGAACCCGGCCGCCCAGCAACAGCUCGUGCAGAGCUGCAAGGUUGUGGCGGACCAGAUCCCAAUGCUGGUGCAGGGCGUCCGCGGGAGCCAGUCGCAGCCCGACAGCCCCAGUGCCCAGCUGGCGCUCAUUGCUGCCAGCCAGAACUUCCUGCAGCCCGGUGGGAAGAUGGUAGCUGCUGCCAAGGCCACGGUGCCCACCAUCUCGGACCAGGCCUCUGCCAUGCAGCUCGGCCAGUGCGCCAAGAACCUGGCCGCGGCGCUUGCCGACCUCCGCACGGCGGCUCAGAAGGCACAAGAGGCCUGUGGGCCCCUGGAGAUUGAUUCAGCCCUCAGCUUGGUGCAGAACCUGGAGAGGGACUUGCAAGAAGCCAAGGUGGCCGCUCGGGAAGGCAAGCUGAAGCCCCUUCCGGGGGAGACGAUAGAGAAGUGUGCCCAGGACCUGGGGAACAGCACCAAAGCUGUCAGCUCCGCCAUUGCCCAGCUGCUGGGUGAAGUGGCCCAGGGCAACGAGAACUACACAGGGAUUGCGGCUCGGGAUGUGGCGCACGCGCUGCGCUCCCUCAGCCAGGCGGCACGAGGAGUGGCCGCCAACACAGCCGAGCCCCAGGUACAGGCGGCCCUGCUGGAGUGCGCUGGAGACGUCAUGGACAAGGCCGGCAAUCUUAUCGAGGAGGCCCGCAAGGCGGUGGCCAAGGCGGGCGACCCCGAGAGCCAGCAGCGCUUGGCCCAGGUGGCCAAGGCCGUCUCGCAAGCCCUCAACCGCUGCGUGAACUGCCUGCCUGGGCAGCGGGACGUGGACGCCGCCAUCCGCACCGUGGGCGAGGCCAGCAAGAGGCUCCUGGCCGAUUCCUUCCCACCCAGCGCCAAGAACUUCCAGGAGGCCCAGAGUCACCUGAACCAGGCCGCCGCCGGCCUCAACCAGUCGGCCAACGAGCUGGUCCAGGCCUCCCGGGGCACCCCUCAAGACCUGGCCAAGGCCUCCGGCAAGUUUGGCCAAGACUUCAACGAGUUCCUGCAGGCUGGAGUGGAGAUGGCCGGUCGGUCGCCGUCCAAGGAAGCCCAGGCCCAGGUGGUCUCCAAUCUGAAGAGCAUCUCUAUGUCCUCCAGCAAGUUGCUGCUGGCUGCCAAGGCCCUCUCCGCCGACCCUGCAGCUCCCAACCUCAAGAAUCAGCUGGCGGCGGCGGCCCGGGCUGUGACGGACAGCAUCAAUCAGCUGAUCACAAUGUGCACCCAGCAAGCGCCGGGCCAGAAGGAGUGUGACAACGCCCUCCGGGAGCUGGAGACCGUGCGAGAGCUCCUGGAGAACCCCACCCAGGCGGUCAACGACAUGUCCUACUUCAACUGCCUGGACAGCGUCAUGGAGAACUCCAAGGUCCUGGGGGAGGCCAUGACUGGCAUAUCUCAGAACGCCAAGAACAGCCAGCUGCCAGAGUUCGGCGAGUCCAUCAGCACCGCCUCCAAGGCCCUUUGUGGCUUCACCGAAGCAGCUGCCCAGGCAGCCUACCUGGUCGGCGUCUCGGAUCCCAACAGCCAAGCUGGCCAGCAAGGCCUGGUGGACCCCACCCAGUUUGCGAGAGCCAACCAAGCCAUCCAGAUGGCCUGCCAGAACCUGGUCGACCCAGCCUGCACCCAGGCUCAGGUCCUGUCGGCCGCCACCAUCGUGGCCAAGCACACGUCUGCCCUCUGCAACACCUGCCGCUUGGCCUCGUCCCGCACCGCCAACCCUGUAGCCAAGCGCCAGUUUGUCCAGUCAGCCAAGGAAGUGGCCAACAGCACUGCUAACCUCGUCAAGACCAUCAAGGCCCUGGACGGGGCUUUCACUCCAGAGAACCGCGACCGCUGCCGGGAAGCCACAGCCCCCUUGAUUGAGGCAGUGGACAACCUCACGGCCUUUGCCUCCAACCCAGAGUUUGCGACGGUCCCUGCUCAGAUCAGCCCGGAGGGGCGCAGAGCCAUGGAGCCCAUCGUAUCCUCUGCCAAGACCAUGCUGGAGAGCUCUGCUGGCCUCAUCCAGACCGCCCGCUCGCUGGCUGUCAACCCCAAAGACCCGCCCAAGUGGUCCGUGCUGGCCGGGCAUUCACGCACCGUCUCCGACUCCAUCAAGAAGCUCAUCACCAACAUGAGGGACAAGGCUCCUGGCCAGCGGGAGUGCGACGAGGCCAUUGAGCUGCUGAACAAAUGCAUCCGGGACGUGGACCAGGCCUCCUUGGCAGCCAUCAGCCAGCAGUUGGCCCCCCGUGACGGCAUCUCCCAGGAGGCCUUGCACAACCAGAUGCUCACGGCUGUCCAGGAGAUCAGCAACCUCAUUGAGCCGGUGGCCGGCGCAGCACGAGCCGAGGCCUCCCAGCUUGGACACAAGGUGUCACAGCUGGCCCAGUAUUUCGAGCCGCUGGUGCUGGCGUCCGUGGGCGCGGCUUCCAAGGUGCUCAACCACCAGCAGCAGAUGAAUCUCCUGGACCAGACCAAGACCCUGGCCGAGUCCGCGCUGCAGAUGCUCUACACAGCCAAGGAGGCUGGGGGGAACCCCAAGCAGGCCGCUCACACGCAGGAGGCCCUGGAGGAGGCUGCGCAGAUGAUGAAGGAGGCUGUGGAGGACCUGACGGCCACCCUCAACGAGGCUGCCAGUGCAGCAGGCGUGGUGGGGGGCAUGGUGGACUCCAUCACGCAGGCCAUCAACCAGCUGGAUGAGGGCCCAGCAGGAGAACCUGAGGGUACUUUUGUAGAUUACCAGACGACCAUGGUGAAGACGGCCAAGGCCAUUGCCGUGACGGUCCAGGAAAUGGUCACCAAAUCCACCACCAACCCUGACGAGCUGGGCACCCUGGCCAACCAGCUGACCAGUGACUAUGGGCAGCUGGCCCUGCAGGCCAAGCCAGCCGCCAUCACUGCAGAGAACGAGGAGAUUGGCUCCCACAUCAAGAACCGCGUGCAGGAUCUGGGCCACGGCUGUGCCGCGCUAGUGACCAAGGCCGGAGCGCUGCAGUGUAGCCCCAGCGAUGCCUACACCAAGAAGGAGCUGAUCGAGAGCGCCCGAAGAGUCUCUGAGAAGGUGUCUCAUGUCCUGGCAGCCCUCCAGGCUGGCAAUCGCGGCACCCAGGCCUGUAUCACGGCGGCCAGCGCCGUCUCUGGCAUCAUCGCUGACCUGGACACCACCAUCAUGUUUGCCACUGCCGGGACCCUGAACCGCGAGAACGCAGAGACCUUUGCUGACCACAGGGAGGGCAUCCUGAAGACGGCGAAGGCACUGGUGGAGGACACCAAGGUGCUGGUGCAGAACGCCACGGCCAGCCAGGAGAAGUUGGCCCAAGCAGCCCAGUCCUCCGUCGCAACCAUUACACGCCUGGCCGAGGUGGUGAAGCUGGGGGCUGCCAGCCUGGGCUCUGAAGACCCCGAGACUCAGGUGGUUCUGAUCAAUGCUGUGAAGGACGUAGCCAAAGCUCUCGGGGACCUGAUCAGCGCUACGAAGGCUGCGGCAGGCAAGUCCGGGGACGACCCGGCUGUGUACCAGUUGAAGAACUCUGCCAAGGUGAUGGUCACCAACGUCACAUCAUUGCUGAAGACGGUCAAGGCUGUGGAGGACGAGGCCACCAAAGGGACCCGUGCGCUGGAGGCCACCAUUGAGCACAUCCGGCAGGAGCUCGCGGUGUUCUGCUCCCAGGUGCCCCCUGCAAAGACGUCGACGCCCGAGGACUUCAUCCGCAUGACGAAAGGCAUCACCAUGGCCACCGCCAAGGCCGUGGCAGCCGGCAACUCGUGUCGGCAGGAGGACGUGAUCGCCACGGCCAACCUGAGCCGCCGGGCCAUAGCGGACAUGCUGCGCUCAUGCAAGGAAGCUGCCUACCACCCUGAGGUGAGCGGCGAAGUCCGGCACCGGGCGCUGCGCUUUGGCAAGGAGUGUGCCAGGGGCUACCUGGAGCUUCUGGAGCACGUGCUGGUGAUCCUCCAGAAGCCCAGCCACGACCUGAAGCAGCAGCUGGCUGGCUACUCCAAGCGGGUGGCUGGCUCCGUCACCGAGCUCAUCCAGGCAGCCGAAGCCAUGAAAGGAACGGAAUGGGUGGAUCCCGAGGACCCCACCGUCAUCGCGGAGAACGAACUGCUGGGCGCAGCGGCUGCGAUUGAGGCCGCUGCCAAGAAGCUGGAGCAGCUGAAGCCGCGCGCCAAGCCCAAGCAGGCAGAUGAGAGCCUGAACUUUGAGGAGCAGAUUUUGGAGGCGGCCAAGUCCAUCGCUGCAGCGACCAGCGCCCUGGUGAAAGCUGCCUCGGCGGCCCAGAGGGAGCUGGUGGCCCAAGGGAAGGUGGGUGCUAUCCCAGCCAACGCCCUGGACGACGGCCAGUGGUCCCAAGGCCUCAUUUCAGCAGCCCGGAUGGUCGCUGCUGCCACCAACAACCUGUGUGAGGCGGCCAACGCCGCUGUGCAGGGCCACGCCAGUGAGGAGAAGCUCAUCUCUUCGGCCAAGCAGGUGGCCGCCUCCACGGCCCAGCUGCUGGUGGCCUGCAAGGUCAAGGCGGACCAGGACUCAGAGGCCAUGAAGCGCCUGCAGGCUGCUGGCAAUGCCGUGAAGAGAGCGUCGGACAAUCUGGUCAAGGCUGCUCAGAAAGCGGCCGCCUUCCAGGACCACGACGAGACAGUGGUGGUGAAGGAGAAGAUGGUCGGUGGCAUCGCUCAGAUCAUCGCUGCCCAGGAAGAGAUGCUGCGCAAAGAGCGGGAGCUGGAGGAGGCGCGCAAGAAGCUGGCCAUGAUCCGGCAGCAGCAGUACAAGUUCCUGCCGUCGGAGCUGCGGGACGAAGGGCAGAACUGAGCUGCCGCCUCCGGCUCCUCCCCUAUUUAACGCCGCCCCUCCCUGAGCAAGGGCCGGCUGGGCUUUCUCCUCCUGCCCCGGCACGCUGGGCACAUGCUGCCAGGGCCUCCGCCUGCCGCUGCUGCCAGCCAUGCCCGCUCACUGCACAAGCCCCACGGCGCCCACGCCACACCCCAGGCUGCCUCUCGGGGGGCGGGGGAAGAAGCCGCCACAGCCAGGCAGGACCUGCCCUGCCCUGCCCUGCCCUCUGGGCGGGAGCCUUCCUCCCACGUGCCUUGGCCUCUCACUCGGCCCACUCCCCUCCGGGGGUGGGGGCUCUGUGGGUCGGUGCUGCCGGCUGGAGGGGACUGCUGCCCCUGGGCUGGCCUGGCCUGACUGUGCAAUUGGAGGGGGCCUGCAUCUCAGCUGCCCCCCCCCCAGCCCCUAUGCCAACCACGUAUUUGCCUUACGCUGGGCUCGCUGCCUGCCUCUCUUCCUGACAGGCGCGGGUGCCCCUGCUCACAGCUCCUGGCGCAGGAGGGCCGGACACAGAGGCAGCCCUCCCGCCACAGCCCCUGCUGCUGCUGCUGCUGCUCUUGACUCCCAAGUGCCUGCCUCUGUGGGGCCAGAACGGUCCCUCACCCCUUGGUUCUGGCACCCACUCCCCACCCCUUCCCCUGAAAACUCUUGCCCCAGCAGCAGCAGCUGCCGCCUUGCUCUCUGCUGCACGUCCCCAAUCUCUGUGCUUGGUCCGUUUUUCGAGACCGUCCCACUCGCUGAGGCUUCUCACCUUUUGUAAUUUUGAUACGUCAGUACGCUGCCUGUGGAAACUCUGCCAGGGAU
This is a messenger RNA of Elgaria multicarinata webbii, 8573 nucleotides long. It is a transcript of the gene TLN1, whose product is annotated as talin 1. Gene Ontology annotation, cellular component: cytoskeleton; focal adhesion; ruffle. Gene Ontology annotation, molecular function: integrin binding; actin filament binding; structural constituent of cytoskeleton. The coding region runs from base 75 to 7751 and encodes 2558 amino acids. Lineage: Eukaryota; Metazoa; Chordata; Lepidosauria; Squamata; Anguidae. The transcript is spliced from 58 exons. The record is from RefSeq and is a predicted model, not a curated record. Gene Ontology annotation, biological process: platelet aggregation.